AGGCGGGGCUAGCAUCUACGGGUUCAAUGACCCGGGGUGGCGAAACCGAGGCUACACGUUACAUAUCGUCCAACAUGGCGGCCCUGUAUGUGUCAGCUGUGCGAACUCUCCGGACUCGGAGCCCGAUUUUCGUCGCUCCUCGUCGAUUCCAGUCAGCCAUCGCAUCCAUGAAGGAGAUCCUGGAGGGCGAGUUGGAGGGGAUCCGGCAGGCGGGCACGUGGAAGACGGAGCGCGUGAUCACGUCACCGCAGGCCGCCAGCAUCACGGUAGAGGGCACCGAGGGAAACAUCCUCAACUUCUGCGCUAACAACUACCUGGGACUCUCCUCCAAUCCUGAGGUUAUAGCGGCUGGUAAGAAGGCGUUAGACACCCACGGGGCCGGUCUGAGUUCUGUUCGGUUCAUCUGCGGUACUCAGGACAUCCACAGGGAACUGGAACAGAAGAUAGCAAAAUUCCACGGAAGAGAAGACGCCAUCUUGUAUAUCAGCUGUUUUGACGCCAACGCGGGAAUGUUCGAGGUGCUGCUGGGAAAGGACGAUGCCGUCAUCUCAGACGAGCUCAACCACGCGUCGAUCAUCGACGGCAUCAGACUGUGCAAGGCCCAGAGGUUCAGGUACAAACAUAAGGACAUGCGAGACCUGGAGUCCAUCUUGCAGCAGACGCAGGGCUGCCGGAUGCGGCUCAUCGUGACGGACGGAGUCUUCAGCAUGGACGGGAACGUCACGCCGCUACGGGAGAUCUGCGACCUUGCCGACAAGUACAACUCCAUGACCUUCAUCGACGAGUGCCACGCCACCGGCUUCUUAGGGGCGACUGGAAGGGGUACAGAAGAGUUCCUUGGUGUGGAUGGGAGAUGUACCAUCAUCAACUCUACACUGGGCAAGGCACUGGGGGGAGCAGCAGGUGGCUACACCACAGGUCCCAAGGAGCUGGUGACCUUGCUGAGACAGAGGUCGCGCCCUUACCUGUUCUCCAACACCCUCCCGCCCCCCGUGGUGGCGUGCGCCAGUAAGGUGUUCGACCUUCUGAUGGAGGGAGAGGCCAACCUGCCCAGGAAGGUGGCUGAGAACACAGCGAGAUUCCGUGAGAAGAUGGUGGCCGCCGGGUUCACCAUCGCCGGGGACAACCAUCCCAUCAGCCCUGUGAUGCUGGGUGACGCCCGCCUCGCUUCGGAGAUGUCCGACGCCUUGCUGCAGCGAGGUAUCUAUGUCAUCGGGUUCAGCUAUCCCGUCGUGCCGAAGGGAAAGGCGCGCAUCCGUGUGCAGAUCUCCGCCGUGCACAGCUUUGAGGAAAUCGAUCGCACGGUGGAUGCGUUUGUCGAUGUCGGGAAACAGUUUGGUGUGAUUUCGUAAGCCACACCUUGUCAGAUUACAAAGAAACAAACCCAAUUUGUCAUGUGAAUGUGCAAAAAAAUGAAAAAUGUAGUUUUAAAAAUUGAAAAAUGUAGUUUAAAAAUCAGUGACUCAUUUCAAUCUUGUAUACGGCGGCCUUUUUGGAGUCUAACAGACAACAGUUAUUCUGUAAAAUGUAGAUUGAAUGAGAAUGUACAAUGUAUGCACAGUGAUGAUCUGGAUUGACUAUUACAUGACAAUUGUACACCCUGUGUUGUACCUACAUGUAUAAAUCAAACCUAUCCCUGCCGUGCACAGUUUCGAGGAAAUUGAUCGCACUGUAGAUGCGUUCGUCGAUGUCGGGAAACAGUUUGGUGUGAUUUCGUAAGCCACAGCUUUUCAGAUGGCCAAGACACAUACCCAACUUAGGCCACAGCAAUUUUAUUUGUUGCUUCUUUAAUUUUUUAGAAAUACAAAAUGUAUGCCUGACUGGCAAAGCAUAAUGAAAACAAAGCCAGAGAAACAGGUUUAUUCCUUAGUGUAUUCAGUUUUAUGGAGUGAAUAUGAUCAUACCCCUGGUACUCAAAUUUUCCUCCCUACUCUCUGCUUUUAUGAUUCCAUGUUAUAUUUUCACUUAAAAAAUCCAAAAACCAACAAAUUGAAUUGGUGUGUCUCUAUCAUGUGAAAGUGCAAAAAAUCGAUUGGUUUUAGAAAUCAGUGGCUUAUGUGCUGAUGCCUUUUUGGAGAAUAAUAACUAUACAGAAUUGGUCUGUACUUAACAUUGUAACAAAUGACAACAUAGUGUACUGUUUACAUCUAAUCCAAUGCCCAGUGAUCUGCAAUGGCAAUCAAACCUGUACGAGAGACCACAUCUGCCUAAAGACCAGUUGGCCAUUGUGACCACUUGUAUCUUGGUCUAUUACAGUAGUUAAUUGCACAACGGAUUAACGCACACUUCUGUUAACUGCACGGAAUCCCCAUAUCCCAAACCGGUUUGGUCCUGCAAGAUAACUUUGCAUUAUUGCACCAGCCUGAUAAUUGCACAAAAUUCACUGGCAAACAGGCCGUGCAAUUAAGCGGCUUCUACUGUAUUAGCUUGAAUGAACCAAGAGCUACCUCUCUAUAAUGACCACUUAUCUGUAGUGACCACUUUUCCUUUUAAGUCCUUUGACAAGUUGUAAUGCAGAUUGUGUACUGAAGAUUGAUUGUACACAACAUUUGAAGAAAUACUGAACAACCUGCCAGAGAACUGCAAUCACAGUAAUGUACGAUGUUCUCUUGUGAUAAUAGCAUGUUUCCAUCAUUGGACUUCAAUUGCAACAGUUACUGAUAUGUGAAAUUAGUGUACAGUAAUUGGGUAAAUUAUGCUGUAUAAUGUAUAAACAACAGGUGUACAUUGUACUUAAAAAGGAAGAGUUCAGUCUUCCUACAAUUGUGAGAUUCCCAGUUUAGAUGACAAACUUAUCAAAUAAACUGGUAGAAAAUG
This is a messenger RNA of Branchiostoma floridae (Florida lancelet), 2817 nucleotides long. Its product is annotated as 2-amino-3-ketobutyrate coenzyme A ligase, mitochondrial-like. The coding region runs from base 27 to 1352 and encodes 441 amino acids. Gene Ontology annotation, molecular function: pyridoxal phosphate binding; glycine C-acetyltransferase activity. Gene Ontology annotation, biological process: biosynthetic process; L-threonine catabolic process. The record is from RefSeq and is a predicted model, not a curated record. The transcript has 9 exons. Lineage: Eukaryota; Metazoa; Chordata; Leptocardii; Amphioxiformes; Branchiostomatidae.